AUGGAAUCGAAUGUGGACCAGUUGAUGGCCAAACACGGGGUCACAGUGGAUAUGGUGGAAGGCAAAUCAGAGGGCGAUGUCCAACAAGACGAGUCUGUGUCAGUUGAAACCGGAGGCUUUGGGAAUAUGUUUUCCUUUGACAAGGUCCUCAAGAGAACGACACGUGAACAACUGCUGAGGCGAGUGGUGUAUUUAGAAGAACAUUUUCACAAAGGUGAUAUCGCGUGUUCUGCAAGUCCGUGUGCUAACGGUGGCGUGUGUUCCGUGAAAGACGAAACUUACUCUUGCCAGUGCGCUGGAAACUAUUUCGGGGAGAACUGUCAAGACAAAGAUGUCGACGAGUGUAGUUUGGGAACUGACAGCUGUGACAAGACGACGUCAUACUGCGUGAACUCAGUUGGUUCGUUUCGUUGUCCGUGUAAAGACGGGUUCGGUGACGAUACGCUCGGGUGCUCGGAUGUAGACGAAUGUAGUUUGCAGACCUACAACUGCGGUGAGCUGUCAUACUGCACCAACACCGCUGGGUCCUUUAAGUGUACCUGUCAAGAAGGAUACGCCGAAAGUGGAAUGGGAUGUGCAGCGGAUGCAUGUUACACACAACCUGAGCUGUUUGGUGCUGAAGUAAUUAAAAAGUCAGAAGAUGGGAUGAAGAUUACGUAUGGUUGUAAAGAUGAUUUCAAAUUACGAGAAGGAAAUCCGACAGCAACGUGUUCCCGCCAAAUUGGAGUCUAGGAACUUUCUAUCAU
Messenger RNA from Gigantopelta aegis, 746 nucleotides. RefSeq names its product uromodulin-like. Bases 1 to 732 code for a protein of 243 amino acids. Gene Ontology annotation, molecular function: calcium ion binding. The transcript has 6 exons. The record is from RefSeq and is a predicted model, not a curated record. Lineage: Eukaryota; Metazoa; Mollusca; Gastropoda; Neomphalida; Peltospiridae.